Chara braunii is the source of this 1104-nucleotide messenger RNA. The record is from the annotation of a GenBank genome assembly. NCBI's taxonomy places the organism in Eukaryota, Viridiplantae, Streptophyta, Charophyceae, Charales, Characeae.
GGGGAUGAUGACAAAUUACCGUUGUCCCUGGUGGAAUGACAUUCGGGGAAAGGAUGGUUUUAAUGAUUUUAAGUGUUGUGUGUUGUUUGUUUGGAUUGAAAGUAGUCAGUGACUGUUAAUGUUUGGAGAAAGAAAGGAAGCCCGUUUGACACUUGGACAUGUGGGUUUUUGUUGUGUUGAUUCACCCAAGAUGACAGGAGGAAGUGCUGAUCCCACAAAUAGUAAUGCAGUGGGUCGUCGCAACGACAUCUUGGAACUCGCACGAGCCAUUCGGGAAGCCCAUAAUCAGAAGGCGCAGCUGCCGAAGGUUCAAGUUCCCCUCUUCGAUGGCACCAAUGCCUCAACAUGGACGGACAAGUUUGAACAAUUGGGCAGUUGCUGCGAAUGGUCAAGUGAGAAGAUGCUUCAGAUUGUGAAGCGAUAUUGUAUGGUCGAAUACAAAGAAGAAGUGUCGGAGUUGGUGCAAGCCUCGCGCGACUGGCCGGACUUCAAGGCCAAAUUAUUGGACAAGUACCAAUUGGAGGAUCAACUGCUCGACCUUGCGGACUUACGGAAAGUUAGUCGUCGGAAGUUUGGUACGGCCAAGCAGUUUCUCAUAGAAUUUGAACGAGUCGCGCGCUUAGUGCAUAAUCUUCCUGAUAAGGAUCGGUGCCUCAUCUUCCUCGAAAACGUUUCAGAAGUUGAGCAGCGGGAACUGAUGAAGGAUAUGACCGGACGGUACGACUGGUCAAAGAUCAAGGAAAAUUUGUUGGUUGGAAGCUUCGACCAGAUGCUUUACCGUCUCCUGAAGCAGCAAAAGGAGGACCGCAAGAAGGAAGGGGUAAGCGCGGACAAGGAUCAAGCCGUUUACAAGACCCUGACUGACAUGCGGAACAUGAUGGCUGACAUGAAGGAGGAAAGGUUAAAGCUACAAGUGAUGAUGGUCCAGACAAAAGGAGGAAAAAAAAAAGGGAAAGCUCCCGUUGUGGAGGAAGUGAGUAGUAGCAGCAGGGAAGAGGAAGACGAGGAGGAAGUGGAGCCCCCUCGAAAAUUGACCAAGGCAGAACGGAAGACCCUGAAUCAGAUAUGAGGAGGGCAAGGGACUAGUAAAAAGCAACGAAAGAA